AUGGAUCCUUUGUCCAUAGCUAGUAGCUCGGCUGCUUUGAAGGGGUCAUGUUUUGAGCUCGUUGGAUUCACCAACAGCAUUGUACACGACAAGGUACCUGAUGAAGACUCAACUAUAGCCGGUCUGGGUUGGGAUAUUCACUAUGUCUCGCAAGUAUUGGACGAUAUUAACCUCAAUUGGAGGACCGGCUCAUCCGCACUGAUGAUGCACCCAUCUGCCAGCUUGGGCAUGUGGCCAAACAUUCAACACAACUUGAACAGCACCGGAGUGACCCUAGAGGGUCUGAAAAAGGAUUUAUUGCCUGUUGUCACCAGCGGACGUGGUGGCGGUUUGCGAGGUGCCAGUUCCAAGGCAUGGGCUUUGGGCCGGCGAGUGAAGGCGAUAGCAUCGAGGCGACAACGGAUACAAAGUCAUCACAUGGCUCUGAAAGUCGGCGCAAACUUGAUUAGAAUGGGCAUGGCUUUGCUGAGAUUUGCGCCUCCUCAUGAAAUGCAACCUGCCUUGGCUGUUCUCGACAUUGAGAUCAGGAAUCUCCAGACGGCCAUAGAGAAUGUAAGGCGUAUAUCCUGGAUUGAUAGCGCUGAUGAAGCUGAACGGCAAGGGAUGGCGGUCGUUAUGGAGGGCUUGGCUGCGGCAGCUAGCUCCUUUUACUCCUUUGCGUUAACGCCUGCUCCUCCUCUUCCUCCUACACAACCUUCGUGGAAUUCAGCUCACCCAAAUUAUAACCCGGCACCUGGUCCUACGCAAUCACCAUGGAACCAAGCAGGUUCAUACUACAACUCGGCGCCUCCUCCUCCUUACACGCAGGCCGUACAGCCUGGGCCUACACAAGACGAGGGGUCAGAAGAAGAGUCGGACGACGGGAGGUAUCCGACAAACUUUAUCUUGGCUGCUCGAGAAAACGACGUGGCUGAGCUCCAGAGACUGGUGGCUAGGGGUGAAGAUAUUCUGGCAACUGGAGAACACGGGCAAUCCCCUGCGUUCUCUGCUGCUGCCAUGGGGAAACUUGAGGCCCUCGAGUACCUCAUCACCCACGGAGGCGACUACCAAGCUGGAAACGAAUACGACUUCACACCGCUGAACGCAGCUUGUAAUCAUGGCCAGCCGGAUGCGCUAGAAAUGUUGAUACGCUAUGGCGCAGACUUUCGCAAACCAUCGUGUGACGGACAGACUCCUUUGUACUGCGCAGCAAAGUUUGGUCACCUCCGUUCAGUCAAGAUUCUUCUCAGCCAUGGGGUUGACAAAGAUUUCAUUCAUCCAUUAGACACGCAGAAUGUGUCACCUCUCAACGCGGCUGCCAGCAACGGCCACCACGACGUUGUCAAGUACCUUAUCGAACAAGGUGCAGAUUUCCACAAGCCCAACUACCUGGGCCAAAAUCCAGUCAGAACAGCCGCGGAGGGCUGCCAUGUAGAGACGGUGAAGCUUCUCAUAUCGUACAACGCGGACAUUCGACUUCCAUCCAACGACGGGAAUACACCACUGCAUAAGGUAGCUUCAAAGGGCAACGUUGAACUCGUGAAUCUGCUCCUGGACAGGGGAGCAGUAAUUGAUGCGCUGACACAAAGUGGUGUAACGCCAUUGUAUCUCGCAGCCGACUCUGGACAUGCUCCAGUAGUGAGGAUACUACUGGACCGGGGAGCAAAUCCCAAUACCGUGGGAGAAUCGCAAUGGACGGCACUUAACACGGCAGCUGACGAGAACCACACCGAAGUUGUACAAAUUCUCCUACAGCGAGGCGCAAACCCAAACAUACCAAACAAGAAUGGCUGGGGGCCGCUACACUCAGCUGCUAAAGCAGGCAACGUCGAGAUUGUCAGGUUAUUACUACAAGCACAAGCGAACAAAGACGCGGCCGAAACUGGCGAGGGUCACACCGCACUGUAUACAGCUGCUCAAAAUGGACAAAAAGAGGUUGUCAAGGCGUUGCUGGAAUUUGGUGCAGAUCCAAACCGGUCAAGUAAAGGGAAAUGGACGCCAAUUCACUCAGCCUCUGGUCGAGGAUACACGGACAUUGUACGAACUCUUCUAGCCUUUGGGGCAGUUGUUGCAACAGAAAACGACGAUGGCAUGACACCUCUGCACUCGGCAUGCAGUAAUGGUCAUUUAGACAUUGUCAGAAUGUUGUUGAGAAAAGGGCCCCCUCAGUCAAUCAAGAGCAAGGAUGGCUGGUCUGCGAUUACUUCAGCUGCUGGAAACGGGCACACUCAAGUAGUAGAAGCACUAUUAGAUCGGCAAGAGAACAUAGAAACGCGGAACUCCAACGGCUCGACGCCAUUGGGAAUUGCUGCGUCUCAAGGAUAUGCUGACACUGUCCGAAUGCUGAUUGCUCGCGGGGCGAACUUCAGAGCUUCCAACGAUAGCAGUUGGGUGGCUCUCCAUUCAGCUGCCAAAGGCAAUCAUAUCGAAGUUGUCAAGAUUCUACUCUCAAGUGGAUGCGACAUGUCUAUUCAGACAAGUGUGGGAUGGACGCCGUUGAACAUUGCCGCAAACCACGGAAGUAUGAGUGUGGUGCAGUAUCUGCUUUCGUGUGGCGCUAACCCAAAUAUCCCACAAGAAGAGGGUUGGACGCCGUUACAUUGCGCAUGUUACGAGAACAAGAUUGACAUUGUUCACGCCUUGCUACGGGCCGGCGCGAACCAGAAUGUGCGAAAUAAUAACGGACGAACUCCGCUGGACUUGGCCAUCUCCAAGGGGCAUCGGGAGAUUGAGCGGACUUUCCUUGAAAAGUCAUUUUCGCAAAUGAGGGUUUGA
Messenger RNA from Pochonia chlamydosporia 170, 2754 nucleotides. RefSeq names its product ankyrin repeat protein. Gene Ontology annotation, cellular component: cytoplasm. The record is from RefSeq and is a predicted model, not a curated record. The transcript has 3 exons. NCBI's taxonomy places the organism in Eukaryota, Fungi, Ascomycota, Sordariomycetes, Hypocreales, Clavicipitaceae. Gene Ontology annotation, molecular function: protein binding. Bases 1 to 2754 code for a protein of 917 amino acids.